Messenger RNA from Sphaeroforma arctica JP610, 308 nucleotides. RefSeq lists its product as hypothetical. The annotation marks the transcript as partial. The transcript is spliced from 2 exons. Lineage: Eukaryota; Ichthyosporea; Ichthyophonida. The record is from RefSeq and is a predicted model, not a curated record.
ACCAAUUCCGUCGACUACGCAAGCCAAGAUGUGGUGGGUGGGUUAUCAGUUGGCGACGAGGAUGAUGUCACCGCACACCACACAGUCGACAUGGCUUACACUGUCUAUCCGGAAGACGAGAAGAUGUACAAACAAACUGCCCUCCCAGUUAUCUUGGCGGACAAUGCUGCCAAAGGCUACGAUGUGUUCGACUUCGAUGAGCAUACUUUAGCUUUAUAUAGAGCACACUGCGAUGUAUAUGUGGCUGGCUUUUAGUAUGUUUGGUAAUACCAGGAUAAAAUAAAGACGGCCUAGAUCAAAGCUUACGG